UUUCUCUUUCUUGAAGCUAAAGUGUGUAGUUAUUAGGGGAGCCCAGAAGUGACAUGUUGGGGUUCCCCUCACUCAGCACCACUAAUAGAGCAGCAGCAUUAGACUGGAGUCAGGGCCCUGGCAAGUUUGUGCUGCUCUUGUUGGAUUUCCUCUCAGAUACAUAAGUAUAGUAAGUAUGUAGCAGGUCAGACAGUAGUAAUGUAGAGGUACUUGUAAACUUAGCAAUGGCAUAAGCCACAGGACCGCCAUCAGAAAUCGCUGGGCCCUUUACAACAACAUUUCCUGAGCCCCCUGGGCUGCGCCCACCGCACAUUAUAAGAAAAUUGGUGGCCAGGGCCCCUUUAACGUCCAUGCUUUCCCGAAGUCAUCAGCUCUCAGAAAGAUGGGGGGCCUGACUAAUCAAGUAAGGGGCCCUAGGGGCCCCCUACAGCUUUCUCCCCUGAUGGCUGCCCUGAUAAGCCAUACGGGCACCCAGGGGUGACUCAGAGCACGAGGGGGAAUGUCCCUGGGGGAGAAGUGGACGAGUCCGAGCUAAACUGACGUGCCAUUGCCCUGGCGAGAGUGAAGGCGCAGGAGGAGCUGUGUGAGGGGAAGAGACAGGAGAAGGAGGAGGUGGUUAUUACUCUUCUAGUUUCCUGCUCUAGUUUGUGUACGAGAAAGGAAGCCGUGGGGACCUCGCCUCGUAUCUGAGCGUCUGAACCUUGCCUUCUCCCCGUUCCAUGCGAUCAUUGGCCUCCGCUGCCGCCGCCGGAAAUCCUCCUCUCCAGCACAAUAAUAAAGGCAAUCUCUUCCUGCUGCCCAGCUCGGCCCCCGGCUGCUCCUCCUACUUCUCCUGGGCCCGGACUCGUAGGCAGAGGGAACCCCGGGGACCGGGAGAGGCUUCUCGGACUCGCAGUGGAUCUAAGGGCCGGGGCUGUGCUGCAGGGACAUCAGUAUGAGUCACUCCCCGGUGCAGCACGGCCUGCCUGGGAUAAUACAGAAUCUUAAAGCUGAUCCAGAGGAACUGUUCAGAAAACUAGAGAGAAUAGGCAAAGGCUCAUUUGGAGAAGUCUUUAAAGGAAUUGACUAUAGGACUCAGAAAGUUGUGGCCAUAAAAAUAAUAGAUUUGGAAGAAGCAGAAGAUGAAAUAGAGGAUAUUCAGCAAGAAAUCACUGUGCUCAGCCAAUGUGAUAGCCCUUACGUAACAAAGUAUUAUGGCUCCUAUCUUAAGGACACAAAAUUAUGGAUCAUUAUGGAAUAUCUCGGAGGAGGCUCAGCUCUGGAUCUGUUAGAACCUGGUCCUUUAGAUGAAACACAGAUUGCAACCAUUUUACGGGAAAUCUUAAAGGGACUUGACUACUUGCAUUCAGAGAAGAAAAUUCACAGGGAUAUUAAAGCUGCCAAUGUGCUGUUAUCUGAAAAUGGGGAGGUGAAAAUAGCCGACUUUGGUGUUGCAGGACAACUUACUGACACUCAGAUCAAGAGGAACACCUUUGUUGGAACUCCAUUCUGGAUGGCACCUGAAGUCAUAAAGCAGUCUGCAUAUGAUUCCAAGGCAGAUAUCUGGUCCCUGGGUAUAACUGCUAUUGAACUCGCAAAAGGGGAACCGCCUCAUUCAGAGCUGCAUCCCAUGAAAGUCUUGUUCCUUAUACCCAAGAACAAUCCUCCCACGCUGGAAGGAAACUACAGCAAGUUCCUGAAGGAGUUUGUAGAAGCCUGCUUAAACAAGGAGCCCAGUUUUAGACCCUCUGCUAAGGAACUGCUGAAACACAAGUUUAUUAUGCGAAAUGCAAAGAAAACCUCCUACUUAACAGAACUCAUAGACAGGUACAAGAGAUGGAAGAUAGAACAAGGCCAUGAAGCCUCCAGCUCGGACUCUGAUGAGGAAGAAGUAGAACAAGCUGCUGGCAGUGAGAAGGAUUAUUGGAACUUCACAAGAAGAAAGAGAGACUUGAAAAACUUGGAGCCUGUUCCAGCACAACCAGAAGAGGUUAAAGACAUUCCCAAGAGGCCUUUGUCUCAAUGCUUAUCUACAAUAAUGUCUCCUUUAUUUGCAGAGCUCAAGGAGAAGAGUCAGGCGUGCGGUGGGAAUGUAGGCUCAAUAGAGGAAUUGAGAGAGGCAAUUUAUUUAGCUGAAGAGGCCUGUCCGGGUAUCUCGGACUCCAUGGUUUCUCAGCUUCUUAUUAGGCUUCAGAGGUAUUCUGUUAAUGGAGUGGACUCUUCCUCGCACUGAAGGAUGUUUUUGUCCUUUUUAAGGCAAAAAUGGACCUUGCAUUAUUCUCCCUAUGGAACACGCCUCUGCUCAUGGAUAUCACAGGAUGUGGACCUUCCUGAAUGAUGAGUGACUAUAGAUAGGGAGUUGGUGAAAGCUAUAGUUUUUAUGAUUUUCUUUUUUUUUUCUCUAAUCAUAAUGCGAAUAUAUAAAAAUGUAAAAAAAAAACUUCUGCAAAUUACUGUGAUAAGGCAAACGAAGAUAUUGUGAAACCUCAGGUAUCUUGCUGUAAGCAGUCCGUUGUGCUGGAGAUGGAAUGAAAUCUUGGUUUAAUUCCUCUAUGGAAAGUUAUCAGAUGCCUCGGCCUUCUUUCCUCAAGCCGCUGUGAGCUCCCAGCAUGCCCAGCAGUUGAAGCCUAUGAAUGGUGGGAGAUGCAAAUCACAACAGCUGGAGGGACGUGGGCUGACAUUCCAAUUUUACAGUUGACUUUUUACUAGAGUUUGCCAACCUACAAACAGACCCAGGGCAUCCCUCGGUGCAAGAUGCCAUGUUCUGUUUAUGGAUUUCAUAUCUGGCAGCCAUAUUUUAUGUUUUAUGCUAAUGGUUUAAAUGAAGCGCCAAGUUGAGUUUUGUUAUCUACAUACAGAAGCCCUGUGGGACAUGUGUUAGAUGAUACCAGUGUAAUGUUUUGUCUAAAUAUACAUGACAUUGUACAGUAUUGCCGUUUUCUUCAGAAAACAAACUGUGGCAUUUAGAUAUAUCUUCUAUACAUUUAUCGAUACACAUUAUUUGUAUAUACUUAAAAGACAGAGGAUAAGGUACUGUCACAAUGAAGUUUUACUGUUUUUAAUUUAUAGAUAUGUCUGAAAUAUGUAAGGCUCCGCCUCAUCACUGGGAUAAGUUAUGAGAAUAUUAUAACACAAUACGUACA
Xenopus laevis (African clawed frog) is the source of this 3122-nucleotide messenger RNA. It is a transcript of the gene stk24.S, whose product is annotated as serine/threonine kinase 24 S homeolog. The record is from RefSeq and is a predicted model, not a curated record. Gene Ontology annotation, cellular component: cytoplasm; nucleus; membrane. Gene Ontology annotation, molecular function: protein serine/threonine kinase activity; ATP binding; nucleotide binding. Gene Ontology annotation, biological process: negative regulation of cell migration; regulation of axon regeneration. The transcript has 11 exons. NCBI's taxonomy places the organism in Eukaryota, Metazoa, Chordata, Amphibia, Anura, Pipidae. Bases 935 to 2212 code for a protein of 425 amino acids.